AUGGCUCGCAAGUUCUUCGUCGGCGGUAACUUCAAGAUGAACGGCACUCUGUCGUCCAUCAAGGAGAUCGUUGCCAACCUGAACAAUGCCAACCUCGACCCCAACGUCGAGACCGUUAUUGCUCCUCCCGCCCUCUACCUUCUGCCCGUCCGCGAGCACCUGAAGCAGAAGACCGUCGAGGUUGCUGCCCAGAACGUCUACGACAAGCCCAACGGCGCCUUCACUGGCGAGAUCUCUGUCCAGCAGCUCAAGGACUCUGGCGUCCACUGGACUAUCCUGGGCCACUCUGAGCGCCGCACCAUCCUCAAGGAGUCCGACGAGACCGUUGCCUCCAAGACCAAGUACGCCGUUGAGAACGGUGUCAGCGUCAUCUGGUGCUGCGGCGAGUCUCUGGAGGAGCGCGAGGCCGGCAAGACCCUCGAGGUCAUUGCCAACCAGCUCGCCGCCCUCAAGAAGGAGAUCAGCGACUGGAGCAAGAUCGUCAUUGCCUACGAGCCCAUCUGGGCCAUUGGCACUGGCAAGGUCGCCACCACUCAGCAGGCUCAGGAGGUCCACGCCUCCAUCCGUGCCUGGUUGAAGAAGGAGGUCAGCGAGAAGGUCGCCGAGGAGACCCGCAUCCUGUACGGUGGCAGUGUUAGCGAGAAGAACUGCAAGGAGCUCAGCAAGGAGGCCGACAUUGACGGUUUCCUGGUCGGUGGUGCUUCCCUGAAGCCUGCCUUCGUUGAAAUCAUCAACUGCAAGUUGUAA
Messenger RNA from Pestalotiopsis fici W106-1, 747 nucleotides. RefSeq names its product Triosephosphate isomerase. Gene Ontology annotation, biological process: glycolytic process; glycerol catabolic process; glyceraldehyde-3-phosphate biosynthetic process. The record is from RefSeq and is a predicted model, not a curated record. Gene Ontology annotation, cellular component: cytosol. Gene Ontology annotation, molecular function: triose-phosphate isomerase activity. The transcript has 4 exons. NCBI's taxonomy places the organism in Eukaryota, Fungi, Ascomycota, Sordariomycetes, Amphisphaeriales, Sporocadaceae. Bases 1 to 747 code for a protein of 248 amino acids.